CUUCACUCACAUCAUCAUCAUCACGUGUGUUUUAUUUUGUGUCUCUUCUGAUUCUGCUGGCUGUAAUAUCUGAUCUCAUUGAUCCAAAGUGCUGCUGAGGUUCUGAUCAUGAUGUCAAUGAGAUUCAUCGGCGGAUUUGUGUUCGGUUCUGUCGUUAGUACCGGAUCAUGUAUCGCGGCUCUGAAACUUUAUAAACACGAGCAGAAAGAAACAGAGAGCGUGAACUCAACACACGAGAUCAUCCAACGCUUCGGUCUGCCUCAAACCGGUGCUGAGAUCAGAUACUACAUCAAUCACAUUCUGUCAUAUGAUCAGACCCGCCGCAUACCCAGAUGGGUAGCAGAACACCUGUCCGAUCAGAGGCUGUUGGGUAAAGCCGACAGAAAACACUGCAAAUUCAAACCGGACCCGAACAUCCCGGAAGUGUUCACGGCGAGGAAUGAAGAUUAUCUGCGCAGCGGCUGGUCACGAGGACACAUGGCGCCCGCCGGUGACAACAAAAUCUCCGAGCAAGCGAUGGCCGAAACGUUUUAUCUGUCCAAUAUCGUCCCACAGAACUAUGAGAACAACGCUGGCUUCUGGAACAGGUUGGAGAUGUUCUGCAGAGAUCUCACAAAGAAGUUUGGUGAUGUAUGGAUCGUGUCUGGACCUCUACACCUGCCACAGGUGGAUGAGAACGGCAAGAAAACCGUCUCUUAUCAGCUGAUCGGAGAAGACGACGUCGCUGUUCCCACUCACCUCUACAAAGUGGUUCUCGUUCAGAAAGAGUCGUCUGAGGAUUUGUUGGCUCUCGGGGCGUUUGUGGUUCCUAACGUUCCCAUUGGCUUUGACCGUCACCUGACUGAGUUUCAGGUUAGUCUGUCUGAUUUAGAGCGGAUGUCCGGCCUGACGUUUUUCCCUAAAAUGGAAAAAGCCAAAGAGUUGAAGAACUUGUGUGAGGUGGACUCCUGUCAGCUGAUGGACUUUAAACGCUUCACACUUUACCUCACCGGCCGGAAAGUGUCGAGUGCCCGGACGCUUCCACGACUGGAGAAAGUGAUGGAGGAGCUGAGAGACAAAGGUAUCACACCUGAUGAUUAUCUGAAAAAUCUGUACCUGGAGAAGAAACAAGAACUUCUGCAGAAAGAGAAAUCUGAGAAGCCUUGAGCUUUCUUUCUUUACCCAAUUUAAAGUAUUUCUCUGUAGGUUUUGGAGUUUUUUUUACCUGAUUUGUUUUACCAGAAAGUGUUACUGGUCUGGGGUUACUACUUCGACCUUUUUAUAUCUCUACUAAACCAAAGCUUUGAAACUUGAAACACUACCCUGUCUGUGUUAACGCUACUGUCAUUAAAGCUUUUAUUCAUCA
Molecule: messenger RNA, 1345 nt
Organism: Misgurnus anguillicaudatus (oriental weatherfish)
Lineage: Eukaryota; Metazoa; Chordata; Actinopteri; Cypriniformes; Cobitidae
Product: nuclease EXOG, mitochondrial
Biological process (GO): apoptotic DNA fragmentation
Cellular component (GO): nucleus; mitochondrial inner membrane
Molecular function (GO): RNA endonuclease activity; single-stranded DNA endonuclease activity; nucleic acid binding
Source: RefSeq, a predicted model, not a curated record